Messenger RNA from Acanthochromis polyacanthus (spiny chromis), 3324 nucleotides. It is a transcript of the gene stradb, whose product is annotated as STE20 related adaptor beta. Lineage: Eukaryota; Metazoa; Chordata; Actinopteri; Pomacentridae. The record is from RefSeq and is a predicted model, not a curated record. Gene Ontology annotation, molecular function: protein serine/threonine kinase activator activity; protein kinase activity; ATP binding. Gene Ontology annotation, biological process: protein phosphorylation. The transcript has 12 exons. The coding region runs from base 490 to 1779 and encodes 429 amino acids.
UUUUACGCGACAGAUAUCUGUGUCAAAUUAAAAGACUAGAUUUUUUGUUAUUAUGCGGCUCGGUGUUAACAGUAAAACUUUCCGCGCAACCUCAGAAGAAUAAAAUAAUUUGAAGUGCAGGAACAAUACGACGUUUUUGCUUUGUAUUUGACUUGUUUACACCUGAGCUGCUGUCGAGAGGAGAAGGAUUCACCCACAUUUUUCCUCAAGAUGCAAACACCGCUGACUGGGCUGGACGGGGACCUCCUCUGGUGAAUCUUGUUCCCUCACAGCUCUCUCUGAUGCAGCCAGGUAAGCUGCAGACGGUUGGAUGAGAGGCUGGAUGGAUGGAUGCUGGCUGCUUUCUAGUCUAGAGGGGGAUUCUCCGUGCGUCUCGUAUUACACUGCUGCGCUUCAUCCUCCCGUCUCCCUCCAUCGCGGUCGGUCUCCUGCAGCCUGUGAGCGGAUGAAUGCCCAAGACUGUGAUUUUACCGUCGCCAAAAGGACUCCAUGUCUUUCUUGGAUUGUUCCUGCAUCUCCCACGCUCAGGUCCAGCCCAUGGACAUAGAGGAGCGCUAUGAGGACACCAGCCACCAGUUCCUGAGCUGUGACGGGUCUGAAUACACUCUGCAAGGGCCAGCAGGUGGCGAUGACAUCACUGGGCUGUCGGCCGAACCGGCCCACUACCAGCUACUGUCUGAGCUGGGAAGGGGCUUCCAUAAUCUGAGCCAGGUAAACAUGGCCCGCCACAUCCCUACUGGCCAGCUGGUGGCCGUCAAACAAACCAACCUGGACGAGUGCACAGAGGAGGAGCUGCUGCAGCUCAUGAAUGAGGUUCUGCUGUCUCGACUCUUCCGUCACCCCAACCUGCUGACCUCUCGCCUGGUCUUUAGCUCCUGCUGCCAGCUGUGGGUCCUGACACCGCUCAUGGCCUAUGGCUCUGCAGACACAUUACUGAGGACAUAUUUCCCGGAUGGAAUGAGUGAAUCCCUGAUAGCGUACCUGCUGUACGGUGUGCUGAAGGCAUUGGAAUACCUACACCGGAUGGGCUACGUGCACCGGGGGGUGAAGGCCAGUCAUAUCCUACUGUCAGAGGAGGGCCGCGUCUACCUCUCAGGACUCCACAGUGUUUACAGUAUGAUGCGUGAGGGGAAGAGGAUGAGGGCGGUGUUUGAUAUGCCUCAUCACAGUCCAGCACUGCUGCCCUGGCUCAGCCCAGAACUACUGCGACAGGACCUGCACGGUUAUGGAGUAAAGUCGGACAUCUACAGUUUGGGCAUCGUGGCUUGUGAGCUGGUCAGCGGCAGAGUGCCUUUCCAGGACAUGCCACCCACUCAGAUGCUGCUUCAGAAGCUGCGCGGCUCCCACUGCUGCCUGCUGGACGUGGCUCCGUUCCCGCUGGGAGAACUGGGAGGGCUGAAGGUGUCGCGCUCCGGCGUGGACUCCGGCAUCGGGGAGAGUGUGGCCACAGGCAGCCUGACCCACAGCGCCACCGCUCCCCCUGCUGACAGACCUCAGAGCCCCGGACCCAAAAACCACUCGGCCACCCUACACAGCCUGGUCCAGCUGUGUCUGCAGCAGCAGCCUGAGCGCAGACCGUCAGCCUCUGAACUGUUGACCCACGCCUUCUUCAAGCAGGUGAAGCGGCACACCAGAGACUCCUUUCUCAGUCUCAUGUACCCAGCAGUGCCCAUCACCAGCCCUGAGGACCCUCCAGUAUCCAGCCCUCCUGCCCCCUCCUGCCACUCUCCAGCCUCAACCGCCACUGAUGCCACCGAGGCUGUGUGGGAUUUCUCCUAACCCGUCUUUGACGUCCCCAAAUCCUGACUAGCAAGCCAAACACGAGACAAUCAACGUUAAGCAAUGAGGCCAAAUUCUACUGUGCUUUUAUUUUGUAUUCUUAUUAACCCGACUCUCUGAGCCUUUUUUUAAUAGUUUUGUAGUUUUUUUAUAUGUUCGUCUGAUGCCUCUGUGGAUUUUGCGUCAGGAGAUGGAGAGGCGACUGUGAAAGUGCUGGAUCAAAGAAGCUGCUGAUCACAUGGUAAGAAUCCACCAUAACGCUAAAAAAAACUGUCAACGAGUCGUAGAACAAAAGACGAGUCGGUUGACUAAAAAUCACGCACUUCCUGUGACUUAAAGGAAAAGUCCACCUGUUAAUACUUUAUUGUUGAAAGCACAACGUUUUGUUGCUUUUACGGUUUUCUAGUCGUAUUUCCAGAGAUGAUGGUUAUUUUGAGGUGGAUCACUACAGUAUAGAACCUGCUGCUCUGCUCAAAUAACACUAUUACUGAAAUAAAUAAGUGAACACACCAAAAAAUGAAAAGGUACUGACAACGUAACCCUGAGCAUAGGAGAUUAUGUGAGGCUGGAUUUUUCCUUUAAAGUGUUAUUACGUAUUCAGACUGUGAAUAGUGAAUACUAAGGUUCAUAAACGGAGAUAUUCGACACAUAUGUGCAUAUAUAUUCAUCUGUGCCAGAGGUUUCAACUUCAGAGUUAAAGGGAGACGUGGAGGAACUGGUUCUCCUCCUUGGAGUCAUAACUCAUUCAACUCUGAACGCACAGACGUGAUGCAUGUAUUUCUGGAUUCAGUGUGACGUACACGUCGUGAGGAUAUAAGUAAGUCUGAUGCCCAUCUUGAAUAAACAAUGACAGAUCACGUUGAAAUCAGAGAAAAACGAUGAUUUUCAAGACUCCAGAAGUUGCCUGAGAAUCAUCACAUUUUAACAUGCUUUUAGGUGUCAAAGGAACUGAGUGGUAGCUGCCUGUGCAUGUAUGAGCGCAUUGCAAAGAGGAGCUGCUAAGAGCUAAUUCAGAUGCAGCUCACAGCAAGGUAACCAAUUCUGUUCUAUUCCUGUGUCCUGACAGCUCCAAUUCAACCCCCUAAUUCAUCAAAUUCAUUUUUACAGGUCCCAGGUCGCCAUAGAAACUGUAAAUAUGAUCCUGCUGUGUGUCUGAACAUAUAUGCACAUACGGUUCCUGCAUAGUAACGUCAAAACUGGUUAUCACGCACAAAGAACAAACUGUGCUGUGAAAAAGAGCAAUAGAAUUUAUUUAGUAGCAGUUAGAAACCAUCAGUAGAAGAAACCCUUCCCUGAUCAUCAGUGAUGCAACAACAGAUUAUCUCGACUGUGCUCUGUGACACUUAUCCAACAAAUGCCUUUCUGUUUUAAUGAAACCUCCAUCCAGAAUAUGGUGAUCUCUCUGUAACUGUGAUUAAGUGUACUGUGUAUGUGACCUGCAGUACAUAUCAAACAUGGUAGCUGUGUGAGCCUUAUAUAUAAACACAUAUUAUAAAUGAUACAGUAUACUGUAUAUGUACAUACAAACUUGAUUUCCAAACUUUC